Indicator indicator is the source of this 1407-nucleotide messenger RNA. RefSeq names its product epoxide hydrolase 1 (gene EPHX1). Gene Ontology annotation, biological process: epoxide metabolic process. NCBI's taxonomy places the organism in Eukaryota, Metazoa, Chordata, Aves, Piciformes, Indicatoridae. The transcript is spliced from 9 exons. Gene Ontology annotation, molecular function: epoxide hydrolase activity. The record is from RefSeq and is a predicted model, not a curated record.
AUGCUGCUCGAAGUAUUCCUGGUUCUGGGAACCAUCCUCAUCUACUUCUUUCUAUCCAGGAAAGACGAAGAGACAUUACUACCCCUCAAAGAGGGAUGGUGGGGCAAGGGACAAAAGCCUGACACUGAAGAAGAUAAAACUAUUCGAGCUUUUAAGGUGGAAACUACAGAAGAAGAGCUGAGCGACUUAUUUAGGAGACUCGACCAGGCUCGAUUCACUGAGCCAUUAGAGAACAGUCGUUUCCAUUAUGGUACUAACUCCAAGUACCUCAGGAAGGUUGUCUCCUACUGGAAAAACCAGUUCAACUGGAAGAAACAAGUUGAAGUUCUCAACAAGCACCCACAAUUCAAAACUAAGAUUCAAGGCAUCGAUGUCCAUUUCGUUCACAUCAAGCCUCCUCACUUGCCUGAAGGCAAAGCUGCAAAGCCAUUGCUAAUGGUUCAUGGCUAGCCUGGCUCCUUCUAUGAGUUCUACAAAAUUAUCCCUCUCCUGACAGAUCCUGCAAGCCAUGGCCUCGGUGGUGAACACGUUUUUGAAGUCAUUUGCCCAUCUAUUCCUGGUUAUGGUUUCUCAGAAGCACCCCACAAGAAAGGCUUUGAUUCUGUAAGCACUGCUUCUGUGUUUUACGAAUUGAUGCUCAGACUGGGAUUCAAUGAGUUCUACACACAAGGUGGUGAUGCUGGCUGGCUCACCUGCACCAGCCUGGCCCAGAUAGCUCCCAGCCACGUGAAAGGUCUCUAUUUAAAUCUAGCCUUGGUUACAAAGAUAGGAUUCAUUCACCUGCUCUCUGUUCUGCUGGGCUGCUGUCUUCCAGGGCUCUUCGGCUUCCGGGAUGUAGAUGUCAGGAGGAUGUUUCCCUUCGUGGAGAAAGGGCUCUACAAGAGCUUGGUGGAGUCUGGCUAUGCUCACAUACAGGCUACAAAGCCUGAUACUGUUGGCUGUGGUUUGAAUGACUCCCCUGUAGGACUGGCUGCAUACAUCUUGGAAAAGUUUUCUACGUGGACUGAUGUGGAAUUCUGUGAUUUAGAGGAUGGAGGGUUAGAGGUAAGGCUGGCUCUGGAUGCAGUACUGAGCCCUGAGUUCAAUUUUAUGCUAUAUCAGCUUCUGGGUCCUUUCCCUGGGACUUUCCAAUUCUUGCAGAGUUAAGUGUUUGAAAGAUUAUUCUCUCUCCUCUCUUUCAGGCUGACGGUACAAGUACCUACUGGCAUUGCCUCCUUCCCCAAUGAAAUCAUGCACACACCCCAGGCUUGGGCCCAGAAGAAAUACAUCAACAUAGUUUCCUUCCAUUUCAUGCCUCGAGGUGGCCACUUUGCAGCUUUGGAGGAACCUCAACUUCUCGCUGAAGAUAUUCUACAAUUUGUUGGGAGAGUAGAGAAAGAGCAACUUUGGACGAAGAAAGGAGAAUAA